This is a messenger RNA of Ectocarpus siliculosus, 1320 nucleotides long. NCBI's taxonomy places the organism in Eukaryota, Phaeophyceae, Ectocarpales, Ectocarpaceae. The record is from the annotation of a GenBank genome assembly.
AUGAGCUACGGCGGCGGCGGCGGUGGGAGAGGAGAGUUUUACAAGAACAAGUACGGCGGUGGAGGGAGAGGAGGGGGCGGCGGGCGAGGGCGUGGAGGUGGAGGUGGAGGUGGGGGGCGCGGAGAGUACUAUAAAAACAAGUACGGUGGGGGCGGCAGGGGUGGAGGGGGCGGCAGGGGAGGAGGGGGCGAUGCCUUCUCCGGCGGUGGCGGCGGUAGCGCUGACUUCAUGACCUCGCGGAGCACCAACAGGAGCGGCUCGGCGCAGCAGCUGAUAGACUCCCUGCGGCGCAUGGACAACCGGCCGUACCCGGCCUACAAGGACACGGAAGGGUCCUGGACGUUCAACAGUCAGCAGGGUAUGCCGGACUUCAUGCUCUGCGUGGACAAGAUCCAGGCCGACCCGUUCGCCGCGCCGUCCCGUCUUCAUGUGGUAGUGCCCGGGAAGGUGGCCGGCUUCCCAGCGGAGGCUUUCUCGACCAAGGUCCGAAAGGUGGCGCUCUGUGACUUCCUAACCCGCCGCUUUCUGGAGGCCGCCAGGCAGGACGGCGCGGACCAGAAGGCCGGUGGCGGGGGCUGGGGAGGGGCCAAGGGCGGGGAGAUCACCAUCGACGAGCCGGGGCAGCACAUCGCAGUCCUGGUCACCACCGUGCGGGGCUCCGCCGGAUGCGGACGAGAACGGGUUGGGGGGGAAGGGAGGUCGAUCUGCGGGGGUUGGGCCGUGGAAAUCCUCGGUCAGACGGUGCCUGAGCUCAUCCGGAGGAGUCUCAUCUUCUCCAACCUGGAUGGCGAAGCCCUCAGGCAGCACGUGCUCUCUGCCGAGGACCAGGAAGCGCUCCGUGGGUCCCUUCGGGCUGGCGGCGUGGUGGGCUUCGUGAUCAACGGCGCCAUCCUGCCGAGAGAGAGCGGCAACAGCGACCGACCCAUGGACGCCACCAAGGCGAUUCCGUUCACCAGCCCGCCCUCCCUGGAGAAGACCUUCACGCUGCCAAACAGGGGCACCGUGACGGGCAUGGGCAUACCCCCGGGGGUGACCCUCAUCGUCGGCGGAGGGUUCCACGGCAAGAGCACGAUAGAAGUCGCCCUGCAGGUGGGGUGCUACAACCACAUCCCGGGAGACGGCCGGGAAUUCGUUUCCGUGGAAGCCAGCGCGGUCAAGGCCAUCUCUUAUGGAAGGUCUGCAUUUUGUCUGGAACCCACGCAAUCAGGUGGAAAUUCCCAGGCCAACAGAGAGCAGCUGCGAUUUUUUAGAUCAACCCUGACGGUCGGAAAAGGGAAAACACUGGCUUUGACUCGACAGACCACCAAGACGGACGCUUGA